UGAAGUGAUUCAUCAUGGACGGGGUGCGGUAAACGGGAAGUGGUGCUGCUUCACUUCGCAAACAUUUCCAGUCGUGCUGAGAGACACAGGGAGCUUUAAGGAAAUUCUUACAACAGCCUGAAGUCGGUCUGAUACUCAGUCUAAAGUUUCUGCACGCUGUCGGUUUGUUUUCUAUUCGGGACGCGUUAGUUUUGGUUAUUUUUCCUCCACCCCCCAGUAAUAUCACCCACAUUACGGUUAUAUCCACCUGUGUGUGUGUGUGUGUGUGUGUGUGAGUUUCAGAUUCAGCAAGCAGCCCUCACUAUGUCUGAUGGGGACUAUGAUUACCUCAUCAAGUUCCUAGCCCUGGGGGAUUCUGGGGUGGGAAAAACCAGCUUUCUGUACCAGUACACGGAUGGCAAGUUCAACUCUAAGUUCAUCACCACAGUGGGCAUAGACUUCAGAGAAAAGAGGGUGGUGUACAAGUCCAAUGGACCUGAUGGUGCAGCUGGGCGGGGCCAAAGGAUACACAUCCAGCUGUGGGACACGGCCGGCCAAGAGAGGUUCAGGAGUCUGACCACGGCCUUCUUCAGAGAUGCGAUGGGUUUCCUGUUGCUGUUUGAUCUGACGAACGAGCAGAGCUUCCUCAACGUCAGGAACUGGAUGAGUCAGCUGCAGAUGCAUGCGUACUGCGAGAACCCCGACAUCGUGCUGUGUGGGAACAAGUGUGAUCUGGAGGACCAGCGAUUCGUUAAGGAGGAGGAAGCUCGAGAACUUGCCAGUAAAUACGGGAUCCCGUACUUUGAGACGAGCGCGGCGAACGGUGACAACGUCUCCCAGGCCGUGGAGGUCCUGCUGGAUCUGAUCAUGAAGCGCAUGGAGAGGUGUGUGGACCGGUCGUGGAUCCCUGACGGCACCAUGCGCUCCAACGGGCACAGCGGCAGCGAGAUGGUCGAACCGCCGAUGCAGGAGAAGAGCAAGUGUGCCUGCUAGUGGCCGAGCGCUGCCAUCGCGCCAUCUUGUUAUCAAAACAUUCACUUAAAUCAGCACGUAAAACAGUGGCCACUAGUGGCUGAAUGGCACCAUUACACCUUCUUAUACUGUUAUUGACUGGAUUCGUCUUUAUGCUUUAUACAGUAAUCAGGCCUGAGGUUUUCCAUAAAGAAUUAGACAGUAAUUAAAACAAAUAGAACACAAAUUUGACAAAUAACAUUCAAUUCGGACCAGUAGAUACAAGUUCACAUCCUCUGAAAUGAGGAACACUCAAUAAAGUGUCCCAAGUGUGUCAGAUUAUUCCUAACCGCUGGUCUCUCAGGUGAAGAGAGGCAUUUUCCUCUAUGUGUGCGUGAUAAUGACUGUAAAUUGCCCAAUUUUUGGAUUUAAAGGCCGUGUGUGUGUGUGUGUGUGUGUGUGUGUGUGUGUUUACUCACUAGAUAUAAUGGACUGUAGAUUGAAUGGCUUGGACUGGGAGGGUGGGAUGGGUUACACAGAGAAAAUCUGUGUGUGUGUGUGUGUGUGUGUGUGUUAACUUUUUAUCAGCUUGAUGAAAAUAAGGAUAAAUACUUUGAAAAAAAAAGUGAUUUACUAAAAUACAGAUAAAACCGUGGCGCUAGCGUUGAUCCUGCCGUUAAAUUUAGACAUUUAGUAACGGAGGUCUGUCUUACAACAUCUUAAACCUAAACACUUUUUCAGUGAUGUAGGACAUGAGUGUUAGAAUCUCAUUUUCCGCGCUUACAGGAAGACGCUGUGUAAUAAGGCCACACUGUUCGAGGAAACAUGGUAUGAGCACCAGACACACCUAUAGACAUUAACCAAACCUCAUAGCAGAGCUGAACGCUAGUGUGUUACAUAGGUGGCCAUCUUGGAAAGCCACCAUGGCGUUCUCUUUAGCUUGAGCUAGUUUUGGAAUCGCCACGCCUCUCUAGGCUCCGCCUCCACAGCAUUUAAAGACAUUGAAGUUCACGUGAAUAUCAUACAACGUGUGUGCGCGCGCUUAUGGAAAUAAUUUCAUUGGAAUAGACUUCCGUUAUUAGCCAAAGCGCGAUUCGAUGAUUUUUUUUUUUUCCCCUCUGAGUUUAAAGCUUAACUGUUGCCCAGCUAAGUUGGGUUUUAUAUUUGCGAUCGGUGAGGAGACUUCCUUUACACUUUAUUCAUUUCAGUUCUUCAACAUCGGCGUAAUACUGUCCAAUGCGUGCGAUGUAGUUAUCUCAGCGUCACGAAUCAUAGCGUUUCCUUUUUUAAUCAGAUGCUCAUAGGCGUAGUUUGGGGCACAUGAAAUGAUUUGAGAUUAAAUGAUUUUUCUGUAGGCUACAUCACGUUUCUUUUGGCGCUUGUUUUGUUCUUUUUGUUUUUUGUUUUGUAAUCAUCACGUCACUGGUUAAAUCAGGAUCGAGAGAAAACGUGAGCGAGGAACGUCGACUCGCUGUACAUUUCACUUUACCUCUGAAUGAAUGUAUGUAAUGAUACGACCUAACGCGUGCCGUUAGCUAUUAGACACAUCUGUAUAGACAGAUGUGGGGAAAACGAUCGUGUGUUACAGCAUUACAGCCCUUUAACACCCACUCUGUGCUGCACUAAGAUUCACACCUAAAGUGCCUAACCUAAUGUAUAGUCUUUAACACUGCAUCCAUGCCAAACACUGUCUCUAUGCCAAACCUUUUGUUUGUUUGUUUUUCAGAAAAUAAAUAUAUUUUAUUAUUUAUUAAAAUGGCUUUACAAAGCAA
Hemibagrus wyckioides is the source of this 2702-nucleotide messenger RNA. It is a transcript of the gene rab27a, whose product is annotated as RAB27A, member RAS oncogene family. The coding region runs from base 304 to 972 and encodes 222 amino acids. Lineage: Eukaryota; Metazoa; Chordata; Actinopteri; Siluriformes; Bagridae. Gene Ontology annotation, biological process: melanosome transport; positive regulation of exocytosis. Gene Ontology annotation, cellular component: secretory granule; melanosome. The transcript is spliced from 6 exons. Gene Ontology annotation, molecular function: GTP binding; GTPase activity. The record is from RefSeq and is a predicted model, not a curated record.